Molecule: messenger RNA, 1593 nt
Organism: Fundulus heteroclitus (mummichog)
Lineage: Eukaryota; Metazoa; Chordata; Actinopteri; Cyprinodontiformes; Fundulidae
Product: visual pigment-like receptor peropsin
Exons: 6
Coding region: 202-1434 (410 amino acids)
Biological process (GO): G protein-coupled receptor signaling pathway
Cellular component (GO): membrane
Molecular function (GO): G protein-coupled receptor activity
Source: RefSeq, a predicted model, not a curated record
UUAGUUGUAAGAAAUAGAUAGGAUUACCAGUGCAGACGCUGGAACAUGGGAGCAGUCAGGUAUUAGGGACUGCGUCUAAGCUGGAUUUAAAACCAACUGACCAGUCAUCCCACUGGCGUAAGACGACGGUUUCUACAGAGAGCGGUGGAGAGCAGGGCCGUCGGCAGAAAGGAUUCAUGCCGAGGCGUCAAAGCUCAGGCCAUGGAAAUAACGCUGAAGGGUUUUCCGCUGAAGGUGGUGAAUAUCCCGUGGAGGAACAAUAACCUCAGCACUCUGCACACGGACCCACCUCUCUCUGAACAAGGAGAAACCAUCGUUGGAGUCUACCUGCUAGUGCUGGGAUGGCUAUCAUGGUUUGGCAACAGUCUGGUGAUAUUUGUCCUGUACCGCCAGCGGGCCUUACUCCAACCAACAGAUUUCUUCACCUUAAACCUCGCCAUCUCUGAUGCCAGCAUCUCAGUGUUUGGCUACUCUCGAGGAAUUCUGGAGAUAUUCAACAUCCUGAAAGAUGACGGGUACCUAAUCACAUGGAUCUGGACAUGCCAGGUGGACGGCUUCCUCACGCUGCUCUUCGGCCUUGUGAGCAUCAACACCUUGACGGUUAUCAGUGUGACCAGAUACAUCAAGGGAUGCCACCCGCAAAAAGCACACUGCAUCAGCAUCAACACCAUUGCAAUAUCACUAAUCCUCAUUUGGACCGGAGCGUUGUUCUGGUCCAUCGCUCCGCUGCUGGGAUGGGGCAGCUAUACAGAUCGGGGUUAUGGCACCUGUGAGGUGGACUGGUCCAAAGCCAAUUAUUCCACCAUCUACAAGUCCUACAUCAUUUCCAUCCUCAUUUUCUGCUUUUUCAUCCCCGUGAUGAUAAUGUUCUUCUCCUACGUAUCUAUUAUAAAAACUGUGAAAAGCACAAAUACAAUGUCCGCUGAUGGUUUUCUCUCUGCGCGACAAAGGAAGAUGGAAAGAGACGUCACGAGGAUUUCCAUUGUGAUCUGCACUGCUUUCAUCAUGGCGUGGUCCCCGUACGCGGUGGUCUCCAUGUGGUCGGCCUGGGGCUUCCACGUGCCGAGCACCACCAGCAUCGUGACCCGCCUCUUCUCCAAAUCUGCCAGCUUCUACAACCCGUUCAUUUACUUCGGUAUGAGCUCCAGAUUCCGCAAGGAGGUCUCCUUGCUGUUUCCGUGCACGGUGGAGAGCAAGGAGGUGGUGCAUUUGCAACACUUUAAAAACAUCAAACCCAGAACGGAGAACCCUCCCCAAGCUGCGUUGCCUGCCGCCCAGAGACCUGAGGCCAAGCAGUGGGCGGAAGAGCUGAACCGGUCCAACCUUGACACCGACUCAGGAGUCAACAGUCCUCCUGAGACACCUCCUGAGAUCUUCCACAUCGACGUGCCCUCACUCACUGAAACGUCAGAGUACUGGUGCGAAAAACUCUAAUAAGACUGUUUUAAUCCAGCUUUACAUGGGGGGGAUUGACUGUGUUUUUCUAUUUUCUUCAUCUUACCCAUAUUCAUGAAAAGAUGUACCCAUGUUUGUCAUCAGUAUGUGUGCUAAUAAAUUCUUUUUUUUUUGAGGCCCAAAUUUAUUUGGGGGAAA